UCACACUACUGCUUGAGUGGUUCAAAAAUCAAAAUGAAGGUUGAGACUAUGUAUCACGUGAUACCCGUGUUGUUGGUUGUGCUGGCCUCACACACAGACGCGAAAGAAUGCACCAAUUUACCUCCAGGCCUGUCUAAAAUGGUCCGUGGUGUGGACGUAUCGAAACUGGACCUGCUGCCCAUCGAUGUUGUCGGUGAUGAUGGAGUCAUGAGUCCCGUCAUCCCCAUCACCUGCGACAAAGGAAAACAGUACAAGAGUGCUAAGGGUACCGUGUAUGAACUACCUGACCAGGUCUGGCAAAUGACGUCUGUUCCCGGGGGCUGGCUGUCGUCUGAAGCCCACACCUACACCUCCUACAGUGACGUCAGAAACGCCAUGAGCGCCAGCGUCGGUCUUGAGGCGGACACGGGCACGUACGCGUUCUCCGGCAGCUUCAGCUACAAGAAGAUGCAGAACUCCAUCACCAACUCCUCCAGGUACAUCUCUGAGGUCACGGCAUUCGCUGCUGCAACACGAGCAGACGUUAACCCGCCGGAAAAAUUAGGGCUGGAUAGUUUUGCUCAAGCGUACGUAGAUACUACCCUGACUGGUACCUUCGAAAGCAACCCUACUGCGUACAAUAAGUUUAUUGAUACCUACGGCACGCAUUAUUUUACCUCUGCUAAUUUUGGUGGUUUCAUUCGAAUGGUUUUUGAGACAAAGAAAGAUUACGUUAUGACUAAGACAGAGAACGAGAUCGAAGCGAACGCCAAAGCUUCGUACUCGAAAAUGGUUUCCGUAAGCGUGGGGGGAUCGUCAGCGACUGGGAAUGUUGAUGAAACGUUUACAUCAAAUUCUAAGACCACUAUCAAGUACUACGGAGGCGACACCAAUGUCCUAGGUACUGAAGGUCUCUCAAAAUGGCAGCCGACAGUCGAGAGUGACCCCUGGUUAUUUUCUGGUAAACUGAAGCCAAUUAGCGACUUAAUUAGUGACGAAACAAAGAGAACUUCUAUGGAACGCGCUGUGAAGAAUCGCUUGUUGAAAGCCUACAUUGGGGAAAUGCAAUCUUUAAUUUAUGGAGCCAGAGCGAAGUCCGAUAACCCAGUCAUCAACGGCCUUCGAGAUCGAGUCGCAGCGCUGAAGAGCAAAAAACAAAUCGACGAUGCCGAGGUUGAUGCUUUAGCCAAGGACUUAGAAGAGUAUAUUACAGUACCCAACUGGUUUGUGGCCAACACUAAAGUCUGUUUGUACUGGGAGGCAUCGUGGACGUCAGCCCAGUGUAAUGGAGGAGAUUGGGGAAAUUACCGUUGUGCCAUAGCUAACUCUAUGACGCCUUGGUACUACGACUGGACCGACUGGAGAAUUGGCGGAUGCUACAUGCAAUGGGCGAUUUUAUCCGCCAACAACCCAGCUUGGUUCAACGACGUGCAGAUUUGCUAUCAGUGGUACGCGGAGAACAACUGGGACCAGUGCGGCGGUAACCCCGGCGACACAUACUGCGCUAGCAUCAACAGUUACACGACCAAGUACUUCGACGAUACGGGAAGCCGGAGCGGAGGCUGCAAAAUGCGAUGGAAGCUCCAAGUGCCUGACACCGCGCCGUAUUGGAUGAAAGCCGUGCAUAUGUGCUACAAAUGGGAGGCGAGUGACGACGCUUCUCAGUGCGGUGGAGGGGCGCCGACUGAACAGUGUGUGGUGGCAAACACCUGGACCGCAUACUAUCUGGACUACACCGACAACAGAAGUGGCGGCUGCUUGAUGAGCUGGGGCUUAAAGACCGCCUACUGAUAGCUGGCUUCCAUUUGUUCCAACAGUUCAAUACGUACUGGCAUACAGUACCG
This is a messenger RNA of Physella acuta, 1823 nucleotides long. Its product is annotated as perivitellin-2 67 kDa subunit-like. NCBI's taxonomy places the organism in Eukaryota, Metazoa, Mollusca, Gastropoda, Physidae. The record is from RefSeq and is a predicted model, not a curated record.